Rhodotorula toruloides NP11 is the source of this 894-nucleotide messenger RNA. RefSeq names its product phosphotransferase enzyme family protein. Lineage: Eukaryota; Fungi; Basidiomycota; Microbotryomycetes; Sporidiobolales; Sporidiobolaceae. The transcript is spliced from 3 exons. The record is from RefSeq and is a predicted model, not a curated record. The coding region runs from base 1 to 894 and encodes 297 amino acids.
AUGCAGUGCGGCGCCUCUGAUGAGCCACAUGCACCGGCCAGACAGCCGCUUGGCCCACUCAUGAAUGAUGCGGCGCCCUCACCUGCUUUGAAACGCCUUUCAGUCCCGCCUGCCUCGCUGCCAUCGCCCUCAUACGUACGCCUGAACGGUCGGCUCCUCAGUACGCAAGGACCUGGGUACUGCAAGUUGUUGGGGGUGUUCGUUGUUGCGGUGACUUGGGAGGCGAGGAAAAUGGUUGUCAAGUACGGACCGAGGGUCGCGCGUGAGGAAGGAGAGGUGAUGCGUCUCGUCGCGCAACAGACUAGGAUCCCUGUACCCAAGCUUCUCGGCAUGUCGGACGACGCUGGCGAGACCUUCAUCUACCAAGAGUACGUUGAGGGCAACACACUCGAUGACGCAUGGGACACCCUAUCUUCCGCCGACAUCAACCACAUCAAGUCCGACUUUACUUUCAUCCUUUCGGAACUCGCCUCCCUUCCUGCACCUCCCGGCGUCCGACUCGGCGCCUGCGACAACAAAGCUUCGCGCCGACUUGGCGGUCCGUUUCAAGCGGUCCUCACGCAGAAGCCGGAGCCGGCCUUGUACGAUGUCGACGACCUCAAAAAGUGGAUCCGCUUCGAGAUUGGGCGACGAAGCAAGGCCUGCGCGCGGUAUUCAGCGCCGCCAAACGUUGAAGACUGUCUCGUACAAGGCGGCGUCGGGCUCGUCCAUGCAGAUUUGCACGGCGGCAACAUCAUCGUCAAGGACGGCCGCAUCACCGCCAUCAUCGACGGGGCCUCGCAGGAUGGCUUCCCCGAGCGGUCGAGCCACAAGGUGACUCGCGCGAAUUUUCGCCUUUUGAGCAAGAUGCUUUCCGUCGACACCGAUGUUCCACCGACACUCGACGAUUAUUGA